Messenger RNA from Naegleria fowleri, 1422 nucleotides. RefSeq lists its product as uncharacterized. The coding region runs from base 1 to 1422 and encodes 473 amino acids. Gene Ontology annotation, molecular function: UDP-N-acetylglucosamine diphosphorylase activity. NCBI's taxonomy places the organism in Eukaryota, Heterolobosea, Eutetramitea, Acrasida, Naegleriidae. Gene Ontology annotation, biological process: UDP-N-acetylglucosamine biosynthetic process. The transcript has a single exon. The record is from RefSeq and is a predicted model, not a curated record.
AUGACUCAACAUCAAAACCUUCGCGAUUUGUUUGUGAGAAAUGGUCAGGGACACAUAUUCACCUUCGAGAAGGACCUCUCCGAAGAACAAUUGGCACAACUGUAUCAACAAUUGGAAGAGUUACCAAGCCCUGAGUUGUUGAAUGGAAUGUUUCAGGAAUCGGUGGUUUUAUCUGGUUCUCCAAGUCGACCCUCCGAUGUGAUUGAGCCUCCUCCGAAUCAGGUGAUAUCCUUCAACAGAAGUGGCACCGAAGAGGAAGAAUUAAAACAAAUUGGUAUGGAUGCUAUUAAACGAGGAGAGUUGGGCGUGCUGUUACUUUCGGGAGGUCAAGGUACUCGUCUCGGAAGUUUAUUACCCAAAGGAAUGUAUGAUGUUGGGUUACAGAGUGGAAAGACCUUGUUCCAUAUCCAAGCAGAGAGAAUUUUGAGAUUACAACAACUUGCUGGAGCUGACCAACCAAUUCCUUGGUACAUUAUGACUUCCAACUUCACUCACGAAGAGACUGAGCAAUAUUUCAAAGACAAUUCAUAUUUUGGACUCAAAAAGGAACAAAUUCUAUUUUUCCAGCAAGGAGAUGUCCCUUGUUUUUCAAUGGAUGGCAAGCUAUUGUUGCAGUCAAAAUAUGAAAUUGCCACAGCCCCCAAUGGAAAUGGUGGAGUUUAUCAAGCUCUUGUUAAAUUUGGAAUUUUGGAUCACAUGAAACAAAGAGGAAUCAAAUAUAUUCAUUCGUACUGUGUGGACAAUAUUUUGGUGAAGAUUGGAGACCCAAUUUUUAUUGGACAUUGUAUUAAGCAUGGCUGUGACUUUGGUACAAAGGUAGUGCCAAAGAGAGAUCCUCAUGAAAAAGUAGGAGUAUUCGCAUUGAAGAAUGGCAAAUAUCAUGUUGUCGAAUAUAGUGAAAUCACUAAGGAAAUGGCUGAAAGAGUUGAUCAAACAUCAGGACAACUCUGUUUCAAUGCAGGUAAUAUUGUCAACUUCUUCUAUACACUAGAGUUUUUAGAAAGGUGUGCUGAAAUUCUCAACACACACAAGCUGUAUCAUAUUGCAAAGAAAGAUAUCGAAUCAGUGGACAUCAAUACUGGUGAGAAAAAGAAACAACCAGGUGUGAAACUUGAACUUUUCAACUUUGAUAUUGUAGAGUAUGCAAAAUCUGUUACUAUUUUCCAAGUAGAUCGAGAGUCUGAAUUUUCUCCUCUCAAGAAUGCACCAAACCAAAACAAUGCCGAUUCUCCUGAGACUUGUCGCAGAGAUUUAUCUAUCCUCCAUUCAAAGUAUCUACAACGGGUUGGAGCCAAUGUUGUUGGAGAUUGCAAAACUCAACUCUGUGAAAUAUCUCCUCUGAUUACCUAUGCUGGCGAGAAUUUGGAGUCUUUCAAAGGAAAGACCAUUCAAUUACCCUGCCAUAUCACACACCUUAAUUAA